This is a messenger RNA of Esox lucius (northern pike), 5797 nucleotides long. RefSeq names its product zinc finger protein 512B (gene znf512b). The record is from RefSeq and is a predicted model, not a curated record. The transcript has 18 exons. Gene Ontology annotation, molecular function: zinc ion binding. Lineage: Eukaryota; Metazoa; Chordata; Actinopteri; Esociformes; Esocidae. Bases 632 to 3163 code for a protein of 843 amino acids.
UUCAGGAUUUUAUUUUUGUUUUAUGCUCAGAUGACUAUGAAGCUGCUGAUUAAACUAAAAGCCGAUGUUUAGUAACAUUAGGCCUACCAGAUUAAAACGCUUAGCUCGCCUAUUUUUAAGAAUUUAGCCUAACCCUUUUUCGUCAUGACCGAACGCGGUUACGUCGGAUGAGCAGCAUCAAACGCUCAGUUUUGUAUCGGGUUUAUUAGGCAGAAACAGAAAUCCGAAUAUUAUCUGCUCCGUAGCCUAAAAUUAACAAUAACGCGAGAGUUUGUAAGUUGCCUGAAGACUGUAGUUGCAACUGUCAAAGGUAGAGUGGAUACGCGCAUGACCCAACACAGCCUACUGUAUUAGCCUACUGUACACGGUCGCGAAGAUAAUAUCGGUAUAAAAAAACGAAAUAAUAAGCGGGGUCUAGACUUGUGGCUAACGACCGUGACGACUGUUUGUCCGUCUGCAUCAACACACCCCCCCGCAAGACCUGCUAUAGACGGCAGGUGUGAUUGCCAUGUAACACCGUGAAAGGCGCAUAUACAGCGCGAGGUAUAGUCCUACCGCCUGACUCCCACGUGGGUGACCCGGGCCACCCGGCCGUUGGUGCUGGGUGACUCCCAGUUCAGACACUCCAGGCAUGGAAACUCCCAGUGGCCCCCGGCUGGGUAGGCUGUCGACAGGGGGGGCGUCUAGGGGCCGUCCCCCCAAACAGGCCCACCCCCAGGAGGCGGCCAGGACAACCGCCACAUGCCCAGAAAACAACAAGCACAGUCCUCCUCUUAGUGAACGAGGUGAGGGCAAAAGGAAAGGGCGUCCCAGGGCUGAAGUACAUGAGCUGAGGAGCAUCCCUGCUAAUAUGAUGGUCCAGUGGAAGGAUGAGUUCAAGAGGAGGUCCAGGGUCAAGUGUCCGUGUUCAGGUUGCUGGUUAGAGUUCCCCAGCAUCUAUGGCCUCAAAUACCACUACCAACGCUGCCAGGGGGCCACCCUAUCGGAGAAGCUGAGUCACGGCUGUCCGGACUGUGAGGCGGUGUUUGCCACUAAGGUCCGCCUCCAGAAGCACAAAUUGUGGAACCACCCCGAGAGGGUUACCAUGGAGACCAAGCCUGAGCCCAAAACGCAGAAGACCCCUGUGAAGGGGGCCGUGAAGAAAAGACCUAUGGAGAACAGUCCACCGUCGCCAGUGUUCUUCAAAGUCAAGAAGACCCAGGAGGUGUCUAGCCCGUCCCAGAACGGGGAGUGUGCACGCCAGAGGGGCGAAAGGAAACUGUACACGCCCAGUCACCCCCCCCAGCAAAAGGCCUCCUCGUCAGACACGUCGCCCAACACCCCAGGGGGUAGCGAGAGCGAGGGUGAGGCUGGCAGCCUUCCCCCAUCGUACCCUGAUGAAGACAAUGAGAGGACGAGGCACAAGCCAGGACGGAAGCAGAAAACUCCUAAGAAGUUCACCGGAGAGCAACCCUCCAUCUCUGGGACAUUCGGCCUGAAAGGUCUGAACAAAGCAGAGGAGAAGUUGAAGGCUGGUCGUGUGAAGAAAUCAGAAGGGGGUCUGAGUAACGAGGAGCCCCAGAGGAAGCACCCUGGCCCAGCCUCACAGAAAGACCCACCACCCCUCACCUCCGGUAGUCCAGCAGAUGCUCAUUGGCAUCAUGCCAUCUCAGAGCGGGGGGAGGUUGUGUGUCCUACCUGUUCCAUUGUCACCAGGAAGACCGUCUCAGGCCUCAAGAAGCACAUGGAGAUCUGUCAAAAGCUCCAGGAUGCCCUGAAGUGCCAGCAAUGCCAGAAACAGUUCAGGUCCAAGGCCGGACUCAACUACCAUAUGAUGGCUGAGCACAGCAGCAAGGCCUUGGGGAGCGAGUGCCAGGCGGGGGACGGGCAGGAGGAGAGAGAGAGGCUACGCAGAGUCCUGAAACAGAUGGGACGAAUCAAGUGUCCCAGCAAGGGCUGCUCGGCCCACUUCUCCAGCCUCAUGGGGUACCAGUACCAUCAGAAGCGCUGUGGCAGAGAGCUGUCAGAGGAGGACAAGCCCGUGUUUCUGUGUCAACACUGUGGGAAGACCUACCGCUCCAAGGCCGGCAGAGACUACCACCUCCGCUCUGAGCACCCGGCGCCCAACCCCACACACAGCACCACCAACACCACCACUAACAACAACAUCAGCACCUCCAGCACCACUAGCAACUCCUCCGUCAGAGGGGUGAGCACAGACGAGUCCCAGACACAACCUCCAGGAAAGAGGGAACCGAACCCCAUGGAGAGAGAUGGGAAGCAAAAAGAGAAGUGUCCAGAGUCGUCCGCUCAAACAGAGAAGGAGAAGGAUGGAGUGGAGAGGGAGAAAGAGCACGGUGGGCAGAGCGAGAGUCUGGGGGAGGACUUUGAGAGGACCCCAAGCGGCAGGGUGAGACGUCGGUCGGCCCAGGUUGCGGUGUUCCACCUCCAGGAGAUAGCCGAGGAUGAGCUAGCCAAGGACUGGGGCACCAAGCGCCGCAUCAAAGACGACCUGGUACCGGACAGCAAGAGGUUAAACUACACUCGUCCUGGCCUUCCAAAGUUUAGUCCCACGCUGCUGGAGAGCUGGAAGAAUGAGGUCAAAGAGAAAGGCUUCAUUUGCUGCUCCAAUGGAAGCUGUGAAGCUGUUUACUCCAGUGUGUCCGGACUCAAAGCUCAUCUAGCCAACUGUAACCAGGUAGGGACAUCAGAGGCAGGGGGCGAUGCAGGGAAGUACACCUGCUUACUGUGCCAGAAGGAGUUCAGCUCAGAGAGUGGAGUCAAGUACCAUAUCAGCAAGACACACUCGCAGAACUGGUUCCGAGCCUCCAGCCACAUGGUUCCAAGCAGCACCAAUAAAAGCCAUCCGCCGGAUAACCAAGGGCCAGAGAAAUCCGAGAUAAAGAACGGAGCCACCACCGGAAAGAAAAGAGGCCGCAAGCCCAAAGAGCGCCCCCCUGAGGCCAACCCUGUCCAAACAAAGACUUUGUUCGGUGCCACCCAAAACUCAGUAACCACCCCGAACCCAACCCCAACCCAUGCCCUGAACAUGGCCCAGGCCAAUCCGCAUGUCACAGUCCCUACAGAGAGGGGAAACCCAGGGAGCCCGAUACUAAACAGACAGCCCAACCAUCCCACCACAAGGAGGGGUAAGCCCAAGAGGGUUUCCCCUUCAUCCGAGUAGUCAGUCUUUCACUAACACAUGACCUGGAGAAGACGCCAUCCAUCCACAUAAUGCCAGUCAGCUCACAGACACUUUGGACACCUCACUGACCGUCAGACAAGGAAGCUAAAAAGAACUACAGAGAAGUAAAGAAAACAAUGUGUUUGAUUUGUCUGAUCUUUGUUAUUUUAAUCCAAUAUUGUGUACGGUUUUGUGUCUCGUUGUAUCUACUGAUAUAAACUUUUUUUUCUCCAUUCCAAUUCCAAGUAACCUUUCAGAUAAGCUAUUGACAGCAGGGGUUCAUUGUAAUCAAAGUUCAAAAUCCCAAUCUAUACAUAAAUAGCAUUUUCUUAACGAAAGUAGAGUUUCAGUUGCAUUUGACAUAUUACGUCUACAUGUCUGUAGAUUCAUGUUGUGUUUGCGAGAUUUUUGAAAGGAUAUUCUAUUAGCAUGGUAAUUUACUGCUGGUGUUUUUACAACGGAUAUACUGUACUUUGUAUAUACAAUAUCUAUAUAUCUAUAUACUCAAAGCAAUGACGUCAUCCAUCUAUUUUCAAGGCGGGAAGGUUACAUUAGGUCUAAAGCAGUCACACUCAGCGUUAAUAUUUUUUUCCCCUUUGGCAUCUUGUUUGCUUUUUAUUGUGGCAGCUGAACGCCAAAAUGGAUAGCUUUUUUUUCUCAGUCUGCUACGGUGCGAUUUGCUAAUUUGUUUUUGUCUCUAUCUUUGGCUUUCUAUCCAUAGUUUAAAUAUAUGAAAGGUCACACUGUAACACAUACAUCUAACUCUUUCCAGCAUUAUUAGGGUGUGGCUAAGUCUUUGUUGGGUGUUUUCUGUUCAUGUCUAGCAUUUACAUUGAAAUAUAGGAAAUUAGAAUAAUUUUUACAAAAUGUGAAUUUAUUGAAUUUCAGACAGUUAUUACCCUUGGGGUACACGUAUGACUAGGGAUGUUAAUUAAAAGUUUUACACUAAAAUCUAUAUCUAUACCAAGACAUUUUAAAUGUUUAUCCACAAAGUUUGAAAAUGUAGAUUUAGUUGAAAUUACUGUAGGUUUCAACUGCAGAUGUUACAAAUUAUUGACUAAAUGUUAAAUCUAACAGUUGGAAAAUAUUUCACAAGAGCUCCUGUAGUUGCACCACUGCAGUACAAUCAAAUGAGUUGUUGCCAUUUUGGAGAUCAGUGACUUUAGCCUCUGGUUGCUCUUGAAAAAUAUCCUAGACUGAAUGAACUAACUUAGAAAAGGGAGCAGCAGCCGACUUUUUAUAUAAAUUAUUAAGCCCCUUUGGAGAUAAUGCAAUUUUAUGAAACUGAAAAAAAACCCUGCAAAUUAAGCUUUAGUUUAGAUGUUGUAUUCAAGGGACCUAUUCCCUGUCACUAAAAGACUUGUCUUGCACUUUAACCCUCGACCCUUUGCUCCCUUCUCUGUGUUUUAUCUUUUUGCACUUGAAGAGCACUGCUUAUCUUUCACCCAACUCUCUGCAAAGAAGUUGCUCUUAGUCACAUAUCUCAGAUCUGUGCUCCUAAAUUCAAAACUUUACCAUAAUUGGUAUAGACAAAAGGGACCACAGAUCCAUGUCUAUGGGCAAGAUUUACUUAAACAGAACCCUCAAUAUCCAUGUUUGUAACGCUGACUAAAAAGGAAACAACUCUAAUUUCCCAAAAUUAAGUAGAUUAAGAUCUCAGUGCCCGCUUUCCUACUAGAUUCCAUAGAAAGGUAAUGGUGCCACCUUAAUCAACGAAAAACCCCAAAUAAGCCAUAACUGACCCUCAGCAAUUUUACAUAUUUUAGACUGUUCUGCCAGUCAUGACUAUUUUAGUCAUGACUGGCAGAAGUCCAAAUUAAAUGUCUUUAAUUUAUUAAUAUGCUCAUGUGCAAUCAGAGAAUAUACAUAUUUUAUCUAUAAUAAAUACUAAAAGUAGAUACUUGAAUUCAAAAAAACUAGUAAUAAUUAGAUUUAAAUAAAAUUCCCUGAAAUGUUUAAUUUAUAUUUAUAUGAACUGAGCAGAAUAGCUUGUUCUCUCAAAGCAGCAAAUCUAUUUUAUAAUCAAUUGUGUGUAUAUUAUCCAGUUAAUCUCAUAAUAGUGGGAAUAUUUGAAGUGAAGUUUUCGGUACAUUGUGCAUUUCAGUGAGGCUGUUCGCUCAUAUGGCACAAAUCUUCCUUAAAAAGUAUGACUUUAUGCCUUUACUUUAUGUCCUACCAAUACAGGUGCUCAACAAAACGUAACCCUUUAUUAUUAUUUGUUUAAAGCCUAUGGUAUUUGUGCUGAUAUACUGUAUAUCACCAGUGCAAUUGAGUAUCACCAUUUCAAUUUUAUUUCAUUUUCCAAUGGUCAAGUAAUGGGUUUUAUUCAUUAUUGACUUUAUGGGAGGAUUGUCUUAAAAAGAACUGACUAAAGGCUAUCCAUCUCCCAGUGUGAGAGGCCUGUGUCCGGAUUGAAUCAUUGCACGUUACAUUGCAUUGCUAUUGAAUAAGUUCCAUUAUUGUUGUAUUCACGUCUGAUAAGUGAACACCUGAGGUUGGAUUGACAAGUACUGAUGAGUAACUUGUGCUUUUCAAUAUGUUUCUUCAGACCUUAGUCCUUCACUCUGGUCUAGUGACUAGGCUUUUGUCUAGAAAAUGAGAACUAUGGCUGGAGUUCAAUUGUAUCUGCAGUGA